Mucor velutinosus is the source of this 675-nucleotide messenger RNA. Its product is annotated as Chitin synthase. Bases 1 to 675 code for a protein of 224 amino acids. The record is from RefSeq and is a predicted model, not a curated record. Lineage: Eukaryota; Fungi; Mucoromycota; Mucoromycetes; Mucorales; Mucoraceae. The transcript is spliced from 3 exons.
AUGUCAAUACCCACGACAACUGCCUCAUCCACCACAGUAGAUGGGAGCCAACUCCCCAACACAACCAUUCACCCAUUUGGUGCGAUGCAAGACAGCCGCAGUGAUGUCUCUCAGUUUACAGAAAGAGAUCCACUGAUCACUCCACCACCGACCAUCUGGACAAGGUUCAACGCUAAAUUCAGAUUUGGCAAAUUCAUCUUGCUUGGGGCAGGUGCAUUGGGGAUAUUCACUGUCAUGCUGGUUGUAUUAGGGACAUUAGGUGUAUUCAAGAAUAAGCGAUAUAGAAACGAAGUAGGCAUAUCCAUUGGUAAAUCUAAAUACAAGGGCGAUAGUAGAGGCUCUUGGGCGAACAAUGAUAUCAGUGGUGAAGGUGAUGGUACCUAUUACGAUCCAGGUGUUGGAUUAACGGCCUGCGGCACUUCUUUUACUGCUUCAGAUUACAUUGUCGCCAUGAAUGCUUAUGAUUUCGGUGAAUCAGAUAAUCCAAAUCAAAGCCCUGUGUGUGGUGCUUGUAUUAUAGUGACAGGCCCCACUGGAAGUCAGAAAGCACAAGUCCAAGACAUUUGUCCUGCUACUGGAUGUGGACGAGGAUCUGUAGAUUUGACACCAGCGGUAUUCAGCAAUAUUGGCGACAUCGCAGAAGGCAGAAUUCCAAUUAGUUGGAAAAUUUGUUGA